Microbotryum saponariae is the source of this 345-nucleotide messenger RNA. NCBI's taxonomy places the organism in Eukaryota, Fungi, Basidiomycota, Microbotryomycetes, Microbotryales, Microbotryaceae. The record is from the annotation of a GenBank genome assembly.
AUGGACAACAACAACAACAACAACAACACCGCCAGCUCUGUCAUAGCACCUCCCCGCGCUCCCGAUCCUCCCGGUCACACCGCCACUGCCACCACCACCGUCGCCAAAUCCUACUCCGCCGCGGUCGGCGCCCGUCCCGCUGCGAAGCCCGGCAACGCCACCAUCGCUCCCUCGACUGACGCCGCCUCCAGCCCCCUGAUGCACGACAUCGCACACUGUAUCAUCAACAAAAACCCAUCCGCAACCUCGUUCGACCAAGUCCUUCUUGCGCUCGACAAACACUACCCCGCCCUCGCCGGCGCGAUGCCCUGCGUCAUGCUUAUCCGCAUCUCGGAUAUUCCAUAA